AUGACACUAUACGAAGUAGCAGCUCCUCGUGUAGUGAAGACAGCCAAGGAUGUACCAGCAGGCAUCUUAAUUGAACGUUUUGCACAACAGCUAAAGAAAGGUGGCAAGAUGGCAAUACCAGAAUGGGUGGACCAUGUUAAGACAUCUUCAUCCAAAGAGCUUCCACCACAAGAUCCUGACUGGCUUUAUAUUCGUGCUGCUUCAAUAUUAAGGCAUUUGUAUAUUCGUCCAAAUGCAGGAGUGGGUGCUUUAUCUAAGUUUUAUGGUAGGAAACAGCGUAAUGGAACUUCAAGAAAUCACUCUAGCACUGCAUCUCGUGGAUUGAUCCGUUAUUGCCUACUUCAACUCCAAGGUAUGGGUUUAGUUGAGUUUAAUCCAAAUACUGGAACACGUAGACUAAGUGCCCAAGGUCAGAGAGAGUUAGAUUCUAUUGCAACUCAGUGCAGAUCUUCUAUGUAG
Molecule: messenger RNA, 459 nt
Organism: Cryptosporidium muris RN66
Lineage: Eukaryota; Apicomplexa; Conoidasida; Eucoccidiorida; Cryptosporidiidae
Product: 40S ribosomal protein S19, putative
Exons: 1
Coding region: 1-459 (152 amino acids)
Biological process (GO): ribosomal small subunit assembly; translation
Cellular component (GO): cytosolic small ribosomal subunit; ribosome
Molecular function (GO): RNA binding; structural constituent of ribosome
Source: RefSeq, a predicted model, not a curated record